Molecule: messenger RNA, 2341 nt
Organism: Marmota monax (woodchuck)
Lineage: Eukaryota; Metazoa; Chordata; Mammalia; Rodentia; Sciuridae
Gene: Ing2
Product: inhibitor of growth family member 2
Exons: 2
Coding region: 166-1008 (280 amino acids)
Biological process (GO): positive regulation of DNA-templated transcription
Cellular component (GO): nucleus
Source: RefSeq, a predicted model, not a curated record
AGAUCGGGGGAUUCGGCUGUGCCCUCUCGAGCGGCUGCCAGCGUCCCUGCGGCGCCGGGCUGCGGAGCGAAGGAGCCGCGGCGGCCGUGGCUGUUGCAUGUGUGGCUGCUGGAUGCGGAGGCGGCGGCGGCGGCGGCGGCGAGGAGCAGCAGCAGCGGCGGCAGGAUGUUAGGGCAGCAGCAGCAGCAACUGUACUCGUCGGCCGCGCUCCUGACCGGGGAGCGGAGCCGGCUCCUCACCUGCUACGUGCAGGACUACCUUGAGUGUGUAGAGUCACUGCCCCACGACAUGCAGAGGAACGUGUCUGUGCUGCGAGAGCUGGACAACAAAUAUCAAGAAACAUUAAAGGAAAUUGAUGAUGUCUAUGAAAAAUAUAAGAAAGAAGAUGAUUCAAACCAGAAAAAACGCCUACAGCAGCAUCUCCAGAGAGCAUUAAUCAAUAGUCAAGAAUUAGGAGAUGAAAAAAUUCAGAUUGUCACACAAAUGCUCGAAUUGGUGGAAAAUCGAGCAAGACAAAUGGAGUUACAUUCACAGUGUCUUCAAGAUCCUGCUGAAAAUGAACGAGCAUCAGAUAAAGCAAAAAUGGAUUCUAGCCAGCCAGAAAGAUCUUCAAGAAGACCCCGCAGGCAGAGAACCAGUGAAAGCCGUGAUUUAUGUCACAUGACAAAUGGGAUUGAAGACUGUGAUGAUCAGCCACCUAAAGAAAAGAAAUCGAAGUCAGCCAAGAAAAAGAAACGCUCAAAGGCCAAGCAGGAAAGGGAAGCCUCACCUGUUGAGUUUGCAAUAGAUCCCAAUGAACCUACAUACUGUUUGUGUAACCAAGUGUCUUAUGGGGAAAUGAUAGGAUGUGACAAUGAACAGUGUCCAAUUGAAUGGUUUCACUUUUCAUGUGUUUCACUUACCUAUAAACCAAAGGGGAAAUGGUAUUGCCCAAAGUGCAGGGGAGAUAAUGAGAAAACAAUGGACAAAAGUACUGAAAAGACAAAAAAGGAGAGAAGAUCGAGGUAGUAAAGGCCAUCCAUAUUUUAAAGGGUUAUUUGUCUUUUAUAUAAUUCGUUUACUUUCAGAAAAUGUUUUAGGGUAAAUGCAUAAGACUAUGCAAUAAUUUUUAAUCAUUAGUAUUAAUGCUGUAUUAAAAGUUGUUGUACUUUGUCUGUGACCUUAAUUUUCUGCACUAAAUUACCAAAUAUUUUAAACCAGGUAGUCUUCAGAUCACCUGAUAAAAGGAGCAGGGAACAGGGAGAGAGUGGUGUGAGCAUUAUAAAAAAUUCACAAACCAUGACUAUUUCAUUUUCACUUAAAACUCCAAUGCUACUUUUUUGGGUAAACACAAAAGAUUUGCUAGCAUUUUAGUUCCAUGUGCUCAAAGAUUUUUUAGUUAUAGUUGGAUUUAUCUGUAAGCAUCAAAUUAUCUUGGGUAAUUUAGAAUAUGAACACUAUCCCAUUGAGAGCUUCUUUUUCAGCCCCAUUUGUUCAUACACUUAUUAAUCUCUAGUCUUCCAGAAAUUUAAGGAACUAGAGAUGAGAGUAUUUUGGGAUUCCAUGUGGAAUAAUGUGCUCUUAUUAGAGUAUUUGCUGCUGUAUUUUCCUUAGUAGCAUUUUGAUACACUGUCAGUAGCCCAUUUGUAAAUGCCUUGCUGCUUCUUCAAAAUAGAUACAUUUAACCUAGUGUUUAAUAAGGAAGUUGUUUAAUGUUUUGUUUGUUUUUAUUGGGAAAGGUAAGAGUAGUCAGGGUACCAAAAAUGCUGCUGUCGGCUCAUAUUGGCAAAAUUUGGGUUAAUGUAGUAUCAUGGUUCAAGGUUGAACAAUUUAAAAAAUGCAUUAUAAUAUUUUCUAUGUUACCCACUACUGGAAUGCUUAGCCACAGGCCUAUCUGGGAAAAGGGCAUAUAUACCAGUCUUUAAAUAUUGCCGUUCUGUCAAACAGUUGUUUUAAAUAGUUUUGCUAGGGGCUAUAGUUCAUUUCUGUCCCAGUUAGUGAUUAUACAUUAUUUUAAAUAAUAGUGUAUUUACCUUCUUAAUUUUCUGGUAUUGGUGCUGUUUGAUGUUUUCAUGUUUAAUGAACUAAUUUCAUUAUAACAAUGCAAUUAAUAAUGUAUUUGUAAAUUGAAUUUUCCAAGAUUCUAGUAUUUUAAGAGUAAGCAUCUUGAUGGAUAUAUGUCCAUGUGUUUGGAGCAAUUUUUGGUUGGGGGGGACAGGAAAUUGAUUAGUCCUUUAAAUCUGUGUAACAUACUUUUUAUUCCUCAUUUCUUCCCAAUCUGAUGAUCUUGAUUCUUUUUGAUUAACAUGUGAAAAAUCCUGUCUGCUUGUUUGGAAAAAAAAUUGAUUUUUUUUCUCUUCUA